AUGGCCUCUACCGCCGGCCCUGCCGCGGCGGCGGUGGAGCCCCGCAGCCUGGGCCAGCACCUGGCCUCACGGCUGGUGCAGAUUGGCUGCAGCCGGUUCUUUGGGGUGCCGGGCGACUACAACCUGACCUUGCUGGAUGAGCUGGAGAAGGAGCCAGGCCUGAAGGGUGCCUGGUGCUGCAACGAGCUGAAUGCAGGCAAGCAAUUGUGGUGUGUCACGGGACGUCACAGGAUUUCACCAAACAGCUAUGCAGCGGAUGGGUAUGGUCGCCUGAAGGGCGUAGGAUGCGCUGUCGUGACCUUCACUGUCGGUGGCCUGUCAAUCAUCAACGCAAUCGCAGGGGCCUUUGCGGAGAGCCUGCCGGUCAUCUGUAUCACUGGCGGACCCAACACUAACGACUUCGCCUCCAACAGGCUCAUCCACCACACCCUGGGCCGCAAGUUUGACUUCAUGCAAGAGCUCGAAGCCUUCAAGCAAGUGACGUGCGAGCAGGUGGUCAUCCACAGCCUGGAUGAUGCGCACGAGGAGAUUGACAAGGCCAUCUCAGCCGCGCUCCUGCACUCCAAGCCCGCCUACAUCUGCGUCUGCUGCAACCUGGCCGGCAAGCGGCAGCGGCGGCGGCGGCGGCGGCAGCAGCGGCGCAUGCACCAUCCCUCGUUUGACACGAGCCCCAUCCCCUACUCACUUUCCACCAAGCAGUCGAACAAGCGCAGCCUAGAGGCCGCGGUGGAGGCAGCGGCAGCAUUCCUGGAGAGCAAGCAGAAGCCGGUUGCUUUGGCCGGCCCUCAGCUGCGCAUAGGCGGCGCCAGCCAGCAGUUCAUGAAGUGUGUGGAGGCGAGCGGCUACCCUUAUGCCAACAUGGCAGCUGCCAAGAGCCUGGUGCCCGAGAGCCACAGGCAGUACAUGGGAACCUACUGGGGCCAGAUCUCGGCGCCCUGCGUCUCCGAGGUGGUUGAGUCGGCGGAUGCCUACCUCGUCGCCGGCCCCGUCUUCUCUGACUAUGCCUCUGUUGGAUAUACCCUGGGCCUGUCAGAGUCCAAGAUGGUGCGUGUGGACCCCUACCGAGUCACCAUCGCCGGCGGCAAGGGCGGCCAGGUGUUUGGCUGCGUGAACAUGCGGGACUUCCUGGCCGCCCUGGCCGCCCGCCGCCUCAAGCCCAACGCCACCAGCAUGGACAUCUACCGCCGCCUGUAUGCGCCGCCGCCGGAGGUGGCACCCUCCCCCGCGGGCUCCCCGCUGCAGACCAAGGUGCUGUUCAAGCACAUCCAGGGCCUGCUGCAGCCCAGCACCAUGCUGCUGGGCGAGACUGGCGACGCCAUCUUCAACUGCCAGAAGCUCGCCCUGCCCGACGGCUGCCGCUACGACUGGUCCCAGCAGUAUGGCAGCAUCGGGUGGAGCGUGGGCGCCACGCUGGGGCUGGCGAUGGCCGGCAGGGACGCGGGGCGCCGCGAGGUGUCCACCAUGCUGCGGUACAACCUCAACCCCAUCAUCUUUCUCAUCAACAACGGCGGGUACACAAUUGAGGUGGAGAUCCAUGAUGGCCCCUACAACGUCAUCAAGAACUGGGACUACGUGGGCCUGGUGCAGGCCAUGCAGAAUGGGCAGGGCCAGCUGUUCGCCACGCGGGUGCGCACAGAGGCAGAGCUGGCUGAUGCGGUCAAGGUCGUUCGGCGGGAGGCCAAGGACCGGCUGUGCUUCAUCGAGUGCAUCAUCCACAGGCGCGCCACAGAUGACUGCUCUAAGGAGCUGCUGGAGUGGGGCGCUCGCGUGGCGGCGGCCAACAGCCGCCCCCCCAAGCCGUCCUGA
This is a messenger RNA of Chlorella variabilis, 1806 nucleotides long. RefSeq lists its product as hypothetical. The coding region runs from base 1 to 1806 and encodes 601 amino acids. The record is from RefSeq and is a predicted model, not a curated record. The transcript is spliced from 17 exons. Lineage: Eukaryota; Viridiplantae; Chlorophyta; Trebouxiophyceae; Chlorellales; Chlorellaceae. Gene Ontology annotation, molecular function: thiamine pyrophosphate binding; magnesium ion binding; carboxy-lyase activity.